Messenger RNA from Dermacentor silvarum, 977 nucleotides. RefSeq lists its product as uncharacterized. The record is from RefSeq and is a predicted model, not a curated record. The coding region runs from base 40 to 756 and encodes 238 amino acids. The transcript has 9 exons. NCBI's taxonomy places the organism in Eukaryota, Metazoa, Arthropoda, Arachnida, Ixodida, Ixodidae.
GGCCGUAGUCGGCAUUUGCGUUCGUGAGGUUGCUUCGACAUGGCUGUUUAUGCUCUCCUCUUCUUGCCUUUAUUCUCAGGAAUCGGCGCUGCGGAAUAUGCAUCUUCGUGCACUAACUUCAGCUUCCCAAACUUUCUCGAUAUCGGAAGUUGCCUGAGUUCUUCCGGGGAUUUGUGCAACGCUGAUUCGGAAGGUGUCGCUGGAUUCGUUGCUCAGCUUACACAGUGCACCUUCGCCGGCCUUGCCAACCUUGACAUAGGAUCUCAGACCUACUUGACAAUUGAGUUCCUGAAGUUUCUUCUACGAGCGGAAACAGACGAUUUUGGGGUGGUAUAUCCUUUCAUAAUCAACACAUGCAAGACCCUCAGCACUGCAAUCGCUUUCUUGACUGGAGGCACCGUGCGAAUCAAUUGCGCUGAGCUGGACUUCGACAGGAUGGUCGUCUGUGGUGAUCCCAUCUUCAUAAGCGUCCAGGCUACCACACCAUUUGCAGAGUGCUUGGGCAAGAACGGGCUCACGUGUGAUAACCAAGAUCCAGUUUACGAACCCCUUGCUCUUGGAUCGUUGAGAGUUCUUGCGUGCCUCAUCUAUUACGUUAUCACUACAUCUCCGGCUGAAGUUGCCGGACAGUUCGGAUGCGACUUCAUUACAAUUAUUUCCAGCAUAUUCGGCAGCCCUGUCUCCAAGGCUCUCACGCCCCUUCUAUGCACAGUUCAAAAUGCGCUAAUGCUCGAUUGCGCUGGCAUCACGUGCUAGAACGUUCUUGGUGGAUUACAGGCUAACAACGCAGCGCUUGUGCUACUUCUAUGAGAGCGCAUUUAUGAUGAAAACCGCCAUGAAAUAAACCGAGAGCAUGAAGUCUAAGUCUGCAUGCGCGCUCACUUCGUUCUAAACGUUUUUACUUUUAUACAUAAAAAUGUAUGCACAUUUCAUGAAGAACAUGUUGAGCACUCUUUGCAAUUGCCGCUGUAAACCUU